Molecule: messenger RNA, 468 nt
Organism: Histoplasma capsulatum G186AR
Lineage: Eukaryota; Fungi; Ascomycota; Eurotiomycetes; Onygenales; Ajellomycetaceae
Exons: 2
Coding region: 1-468 (155 amino acids)
Source: RefSeq, a predicted model, not a curated record
AUGGCCUCAAAGGGGGUUGGAGUGGGGGCGGGAAGGCCAACCGCUGGGAGAGAAGAGGAGGUGUUGAAAGAAAGGUCAAGCACCAGGCUCGCGGGAGAAGGGAACGGAAGCAGAGAAGAGGAGAAGAAAAAGAAGAAGGAGAAGAAGAAGAAGAAGCAAACAAGGGUCUACAAAAGAGUGAAUAAGCAAGCAGCAGAGGGAUUGCCAGACCAAGAAGAGAAGCGAAGGAAUGAAGCGGCCCAGAGAAGAGGAUGGCGAGAUGCAGCGAUGCAGCAGCAGAGGAGAAUGGGCGACGGGGAAAUUGGCAGAUUCGCUGGGCACGACAAACCAAGGCCCGGACUGGGGACUGGGGACGGGGGACGGGGAACAACUGGGUUCCUGGGCCUGGCUGCGGGUCUGGGCUCGCCAGCUUGUCCAGCCAUUUACGAUGCUUAUGACUAUUCAUUUAUUAUUGAUAAGACGACAUGA